UUAACAAACAAUUGUAUUGCGACAAGUACUCAUGUAAGAGCUUUUACAAAUAAUGAUAAACAAAGAAAAACCAUUCGAUCGCAUACCAGUGAGGAAGGAUCUGGAAGAGACAAUGAGCACUCAUUGCUGAAUGAAUCUGAUUCUGGUGAAGAGAGUAAUGAUGAUGAUUUUAUAGAAUAUGAAGAACUUGCAAGUAUAUUGAACGAUGCUUCUAGAGAGUAUUGGGAUAUCGGUGAUCAAAUAUGCAAGUGUACAUCUUGUGGUGCACAGUUUUGGAUGGAAGAACGAGUUGUUAAUUCUACUAAGAAGAGUCCAAAAUAUUCUCUUUGUUGCAUGCAUGAUAAGGUCAAGAUUGCAUCCAUGAAACAGCCACCGGCUCAGUUGUAUGAUUUGAUCCACGGCACAGAUCAAAAGAGCAAACACUUCCUUGAAAAUAUUAGGUCUUAUAACAGCAUGUUUGCUUUCACUUCCAUGGGAGGGAGGAUAGAGAAUAAUUUGAAUAGGCCGGGAAGAUGUCCUCCUAUUUUUAAGCUCCAUGGUCAAAAUUAUCAUCUCAUUGGAAGCUUACUGCCUACGGAGGGCUCAAAGCCGAAGUUUGCCCAAUUGUACAUUUAUGAUACGGAAAAUGAGUUAGAUAAUAGAAUUUCAUCUGUGAGGUAUUAUUUUUAUGGUUUACAUUACGAGAGAACUUGGGUUAUCAUAUUGAUUUGUUAUAUAAAUUGAAAAACAUUUCAUUGUUAUUUUUAGGGGAGACAAUGACAAGAGUCAAUUGGAUGUUGAUAUUGUUCAGCGAUUAAAGAACAUGCUUAACGAGUGCAAUGUUUUGGUUAAAAGCUUUCGAAUGGCAAGAGAGAGGAUCAAUCAAGACGAUACAAGCAACGUGCGAUUGAAGUUGAUCGGUCGGCGUUCUGGUGAUGCUAGGACAUAUAAUCUGCCCUCUGUUUCUGAGGUGGCUGCUUUAGUAGUUGGAGAUUUCGAUGAAUCUUUAGGAGAAAGAGAUAUUUUGGUAGAAACAAAGACGGGGAGAUUGCAAAGAAUUAAUGAGCUUCACCCGGCAUAUUUUGGACUACAAUAUCCUUUAUUGUUUCCAUAUGGUGAAGAUGGUUACAGGGAAGAUAUCCCAUUAGGUAACUCAAAUACCGCUAUGGGUGCUGGUAGAAAAUGUGUGAGCAUAAGAGAGUUCUUAGCAUAUCGUCUGCAGCAGAGAGAUUCUAAUAUGUCGUGUAUUCUGAAUACAAAACGCCUUUUGCAACAGUUUAUUGUUGAUGGGUAUACAAUGGUUGAAUCUGCC
Cuscuta epithymum is the source of this 1291-nucleotide messenger RNA. The record is from the annotation of a GenBank genome assembly. NCBI's taxonomy places the organism in Eukaryota, Viridiplantae, Streptophyta, Magnoliopsida, Solanales, Convolvulaceae.